Molecule: messenger RNA, 2125 nt
Organism: Austrofundulus limnaeus
Lineage: Eukaryota; Metazoa; Chordata; Actinopteri; Cyprinodontiformes; Rivulidae
Product: ephexin-1
Exons: 12
Coding region: 150-1862 (570 amino acids)
Biological process (GO): activation of GTPase activity
Cellular component (GO): nucleus; cytoplasm
Molecular function (GO): guanyl-nucleotide exchange factor activity
Source: RefSeq, a predicted model, not a curated record
CCUCUUGCCAAACUCCACAGGAAGAACUAUUUAGCCUUGRAGUAGCAGGCUUUGUUCACAGUUACACUUUGGGCAGGGUAGUUAAAAAUAAAAUUGUUAAUAAUAAGAAAAAACCUUAAGCAGUUGUUUCAGAACAAUCCUAACUCAUCAUGGCUUUUUUUGGACGACAGACCAGCUAUGGUUUUAUACCUGAGGUUGUUGACGAUCACAAGAUCGCUCCUGAUCAUCAGUCUUACUUCGGAUUUAAUCAUUUGUCUGUUCAUUUGGGAUCACCUAUACCAGAUUUGAAUCUCAACCAGCAGACCUUUGAAGGGUUUUCCAAACUGRACCCCAAUGCUGACUCCACGAACCRGUUUGAURCGGUUUUCAGUCCUCUUUUGGAUAUGCCUUCAGCUGUCAGCUCAGACACAUUUUUUCGCAUGUGGGAUUGUAAAAAUCUCUCACUAAACUUCUCUCCACACAAACCUCAGGAAAAUCAURGGAAUGAACAUCCUGACUGGGAAUUAUCAUCUGAAGAAGUACCAAAUGUGACAUUCCAGACAAAUUACUUUGAUUUUCUUCCUUUGUAUCAGAACUAUGUCCAGACGUCUGUGAGAGCUAAGGUGCACAAACUUGAAGAUGAUGUAUUUGAACUGAUAAAACCCCAGUCAGCUCAUCGUCUGGAAGGGAUGCCCCGUUCCAAGUCUAAACCUCUUGAAUCUCCUAAAUUUGAAAGUCUGCAAUUUACUCUAAGCCCUCAAAGCCAUAUUCAAGAUUCACCUCUUAAAUCUCCUUCUGAGGUUACUCUACCACGCCCUCCAUCUGAGUCUAAGGUGACCACCUGCAAUCUCUGGCAAGACUUGGAAGAAGUGAAAAAUUCUGACCUGCWCAGCAUCUUGACACCUAAAGAGAUCAGCCUUCAGGAGACCAUGUUUGAGCUGAUGAGCUCUGAAGCCUCCUAUUUGAAGAGCCUUGGUGUUUUGGUUCAUCAUUUCUAUGGAUCAAAAGCACUGAAGAAGACCGUGUCUGUGGAGCACGGGAUGGUGUUUUCCAAUGUUUGCCAAGUGUUUGCAGUCAGUGCAAGAUUUCUUCAGGACCUGGAAACUCGACUGGAAGAAAGCCUGUUUAUAUCUGAAGUUGGCGACAUUGUGCUCAGGCACUGUAAAGAUUUCCAUCAAACCUAUGCAACAUAUGUGACGAACUCAACAUACCAGACAGCCCUUGUCAACCAGCUGCUGGAGCAAAAUCACAACUUUGCACAUGUGCUGAAGAAGCUUGAGAGUGACCCAGUUUGUCAAAGACAAUCCUUCAAGUCAUUCCUGGUUCUUCCUUUCCAGAGAAUUACACGCAUUAAACUCCUCUUAGAGACCAUCCUGAAAAUGACUCAGCCAAACUCUGAUGCAGCCUUGAAUCUUGACAAAGCGAUCAAUGGCCUCCAUGAGAUACUGAUAUUUUGUGACAAGAAGAUCCAAAUAAAUAAACAGAUUGAGGAACUCAUUUGCCUGGAAAUGCUGAUGGACUAUAACGACAUUAAGUCGAUUCCUUUGGUCAUAAGCACUCGGUUUCUGAUCCGCCAAGGCCCUCUGAAACAGCUGACUAUUGUGGGCCAAAAAAGAUCCUUCAGUAAGAUCUUCCUCCACCUCUUCAACGACCUUUUGAUCUUCUCCUCAAAGAAGUAUCAAAGGUUCAUGGUGGUGGAUCACACUCAGUUCCCUGAACACGUGACCGUAGAGAAUCUGAAGUCUGAAGCUCUGGGACUUCCUCCAGACUCCUUUCUGUUACAUCUGUCUCAGAGUCAGAGAGGACGGGCGACUGCCAUGGUCCUGGUGGCACUUUCAACGUCAGACAAAGAAACAUGGAUGAAGGCUCUAUCAUCUAAGUGAUGGGUUCUUGAUAUGGAAACAGUUUUUUUUAACUGAAGAGUUUUAUGACUUGGUUUGUUUUGUUCUUUCUUCAGGGCUGUUUUGAAGCUCUGUUCAGCUAAAUGUGUUUGAACACUCCAUCUUUUKUUUUUUUUUUUUUUUUUUUUUUUAAAAUGACCAAACACAGCAAUUACUUAGAAAUGGGUCUUAUUUGUAUGAGCAUUUAUGGGUCUUUUUUUUUUAAGCAAUGUACCCCAAUUUUCAUAUUAAAGUCUUGAUAUUAA